Molecule: messenger RNA, 2417 nt
Organism: Mirounga angustirostris (Northern elephant seal)
Lineage: Eukaryota; Metazoa; Chordata; Mammalia; Carnivora; Phocidae
Gene: SMPD1
Product: sphingomyelin phosphodiesterase 1
Exons: 6
Coding region: 175-1722 (515 amino acids)
Biological process (GO): sphingomyelin catabolic process; ceramide biosynthetic process
Cellular component (GO): lysosome
Molecular function (GO): acid sphingomyelin phosphodiesterase activity
Source: RefSeq, a predicted model, not a curated record
CUGGGGAACAGAGGAAGAGGAAGGGGUGGAGUUGUCUUGCGGCUGGACGCGGAGCAGUCAGCCGGCUGCAGCCGGGCUAGUCAGCUGUUCCUGGCGCUGCCCGGCUCCUUGAGAGCUAGCGCCUAGACCGGCGGGACCCGGACAGGCGAAGAAGCCUGUCUAGGAACGCGGGCAAUGCCCCGCCACGGAAUAUCUCCCGGCGAGGGCCACCCCAGGUCCAGCUGGGAGACGGAAUCGGACCGGUCCCGGGGUUCCCCCAGACUGAGGCUUCUGUGGAUAGGCCUGGCUGUGGCGCUGGCCCUGCCCGACUCCCUCGUCCUCUGGGCCCCAGCUGGGGCCCACCCUCUUCCCGCCCAAAGCCAUCCUGCCAGGUUCGGUCGCUUAGUGCCCCAGCUCCGCAACGCCUUUGGGUGGUGGAAUCUCACCUGCCCAGUCUGCAAAGGCUUGUUCACCGCCAUCGACUUGGGGCUGAAGAAGGAGCCUGGUGUGGCCUGGGUGGGCUCCAUGGCCACCAAGCUCUGCAAACUGCUGAAGAUAGCACCACCCACUGUGUGCGAGUCCACCAUCCAGCUCUUUGAAGAUGACAUGGUGGAAGUGUGGACACGCUCAGUGCUGAGCCCAUCUGAGGCCUGUGGUCUGCUCCUGGGCUCCACCUGUGGGCACUGGGACAUCUUCUCAUCUUGGAACGUCUCUUUGCCAGCCGUACCAAAGCCUUCCCCACAACCACCCAAGCCCCCAGCCCCAGGCGCCCCUGUCAGUCGCAUCCUCUUCCUCACUGACCUGCACUGGGAUCAUGGUUACCUGGAGGGCACAGACCCUGACUGUGAGAACCCACUGUGUUGCCGUCAGGAUUCUGGCCUGCCACCUGCCUCCCGCCCAGGUGCUGGAUACUGGGGCGAGUACAGCAAGUGUGACCUGCCCCUGCGGACCCUGGAGAGCCUGUUGAGCGGGCUGGGCCCUGCUGGCCCCUUUGAUAUGGUGUACUGGACAGGAGACAUCCCCGCCCACAACGUCUGGCACCAGUCACGUCAGGACCAGCUUCGGGCCCUGACCACCAUCACAGCCCUUGUGAAGAAGUUCUUGGGCCCAGUGCCUGUGUACCCUGCUGUGGGCAACCACGAAAGCACACCUGUCAAUGGCUUCCCUCCCCCCUUCAUAGAGGGCAAUUACUCGUCCAGCUGGCUCUAUGAGGCAAUGGCCAAGGCAUGGGAGUCCUGGCUGCCUGCUGAAGCCCUUCACACCCUCAGAAUUGGGGGGUUCUAUGCCCUCUCCCCACAUCCUGGCCUCCGUCUCAUCUCUCUCAAUAUGAAUUUUUGUUCCCGUGAGAACUUCUGGCUCUUGAUCAACUCCACAGAUCCUGCUGGACAGCUCCAGUGGCUAGUCGGGGAGCUUCAGGCUGCUGAGGAUCGAGGAGACAAGGUACAUAUAAUUGGCCACAUUCCCCCAGGGCACUGCCUGAAGAGCUGGAGCUGGAAUUAUUACCGAAUUGUAGCCAGGUAUGAGAACACCUUGGCUGGUCAGUUCUUUGGCCACACCCACAUGGAUGAGUUUGAGGUCUUCUAUGACGAGGAGACCCUGAGCCGACCGCUAUCUGUGGCCUUCCUGGCACCCAGUGCCACCACCUACAUCGGCCUUAAUCCCGCCCGCCCUCCUUGCAGGUUACCGGGUCUACCAAAUAGAUGGCAACUACCCGGGGAGCUCUCAUGUGGUCCUGGAUCAUGAGACCUUCAUCCUGAACCUGACAGAGGCUAAUGAACCAGGAGCCACGCCACAAUGGCAGCGUCUCUACAGGGCUCGAGAAACCUACGGGCUGCCCAGUGCGCUGCCUGCCGCCUGGCAUGACUUAGUGUACCGCAUGCGGGGUGACACGCAACUAUUCCAGACCUUCUGGUUUCUCUACCAUAAGGGCCACCCGCCCUCAGAGCCCUGUGGCAUGCCCUGCCGCCUGACCACUCUGUGCGCCCAGCUCUCAGCUCGCUCUGACAGCCCUGCUCUAUGUCGCCAUCUGGUGCCGGAUGGAAGCCUCCCUGAUGUCCAGAGCCUGCAGCCAAGGCCACCUUUCUGCUAGCACCCCCAGGGCCCAGAGUUGGGAAGGUGGAAUUUGUAGGAGAGGAGCAAACCCCCCAGAUGACAGCUGUGGUAAGAAGAGCAUCCGGGCCCCGAGCACACCAGGGAAACAGGACCUUCUUUCAUGGAGCUGGUGUGGCUAAAUACAGGAGGGGGCAGCUGCUCUGCCUGUGCCCAGCAUCUAAGCUGCCCUGGGACUGCUGCCUUUCAUGGCUGUGGAGCAAAGGCCUACGUUGGCACUGCCCCAGCGGACCCGACAGGAGCUGGGCUGGCCAGCCAGGAACCCUGCACUGCUGCUGUUGUCAGGUUGCCAGGCUGUUAAAAUAAAGAUAAAAGACUUGGAUUCCAGA